UAUUACACUAGAGUCGUGCGGGUGUUUUUUCCCCCCUUCUCCCGCCCUCCCUUAUCAAAAUUCCUGAGUCGGAGAAACUGCCUGCUGUGGGGGAUCUUCUCUCUCUCUCUUUCUCUCUCGCCUUCACCCCGAGCCUGAGGGCGAAAGAGUGAGGCGGGUGCCCUGGGCGCCGCGCUUGCUCGUUCCCCGGCAUCGUCUCCCUGCCUCCCUCCCCCGCUUCUCCGUUUUAAUGUGCCAAACGAGAUUGCGGAGGGCUCCAGGCUCCCCAGGCUGGCUCCCGUUGGACCCGGCGCUUCUCGCCGCAGGAGUCGCAGCCGUAGCGCGGUAGUGCCGGCUGCCGCCUCUGGAGGCGCGGCGACUGACGCUGGAGAGGUGGGGAGAGCAUCUUCGGCCACGGACCGUCCGGGGAGUCCAGCGGAGGUGCCGCGAAUUCCGAGAAGCUCUCUCGGAUAAAAUGGCCAAGUAUUACUGCGAAUAAUCACAUCAACCGUUCCUAUCUUCACAUCCUUUUUACGUCAUGGGACCUGAUGCCAGUUUCCUAAGUACUGGAGUGCUUCAUAUCAUUGUAUGGGGUAGCUUGGGAGCCAUGGCAAUGCUUCUGGUGUUUAGUUUCCUCCUCUUUCUCUGCUCUGGUUGUGACAGGGAAAAGAGGCCUGAGCAGCAAAAUGGAGACCAUGAAAAUCUGAUGAAUGUGCCUUCAGAUAAAGAGGCAUUUAGUCACUCUGUCACAAGUCUGGCUACAGAUCCAAUUGCAAGCAGUGAACAAAAUGGUGGAAUCAGUAAUGGCGAUGUUCUUUCAGAAGAUAGUACAGCUGCUUCUCUCCAACCUUAUGAAGAAGUGCAAACCUCCGUUACAGAUCUUUUGGAUCAACAGGACACAUUGGGAAGAUCUUUAAAAUGUCAUCAAAGUAGAGAGCUACCUAGAAUUCCUCCAAAUAAUGCCAUAGAAACAAUUCUUACCACAAGAAAUGCAGAAAAUGACCAGAGUGUGGGAAUGGAAGGGCCCUAUGAAGUGUUGAAAGAUAGUUCCUCCCAAGAGAACAUAGUAGAAGACUGCUUGUAUGAAACAGUGAAGGAAAUUAAGGAUCUGGGAGCAGCAGCCAACUCAGAGAAAUGCAAACCAAAGAUGACUGUGAUGGUUAAUGGAAUUUUAGAUCAUGUUCUUGAGAAGAAGACAGAAGCGGCAGAAUAUGCAUCUGUUGACAGAAAUAAAAAAAGUUGCCACAGUGUUAAUUCAGAGAGUCCUCUUAGCAGUACAACUCCAGAUGUGGAAGAAGAAGCUCCACCUCCUGUACCAAUAAAACUUCUUGAUGAAAAUGAGAAUGUACAGGAUAAAGGAGCCAAAGAAGAGGAGGAAGUAAUGGAAAGGCUUAAUGAACCCGACAAGAGACUUAGUUCCUUGAUUUAUAAAUCUCGAGAAGAUGACCCAUCUCUUACAGAAGAUGAGAUUUCAGCAAUGUAUUCUUCUAUAAAUAAAACCGGACAACCCUCUAGAGACUUGGAAUCUACAUAUACCUGUAUUCCUGAACUUGUACCUCAGAAGUCUCCAUCUAUUUGCAGUGGCCUCUAUGCCAGUGUGAAGGACUUGGAAACAAAUCCAAACCUUACUGAUUUGCCUCAAUCAACAAUACUUCUAAAUGGGGACUUGGAACCAGACUAUGAGGCCAUUCAGACUCUAAGUCGAGAGGAGGAAAGAAAUGUUUUGAUGUCUAGCACUCUUCAAACCAUCCUCCCACAAGAGAAUGACUAUGAGAGUAUUGGUGAUUUGCAGCAAAAUAAAGAUGUCACCAGGCUUUAAUUGAUUCAAAAACAAAACUUUGGAACAUGCUGUUCAGCAUGUCUUUCAAGAUGGAUUGAUUCCAUGACUUUUUAUUUUCAAACUCAACACACAGUUGGAAAUGUAAAAUGCCCAAAAAGUAUUUUGCUUGAAAUGAUGUCAGGCAACGUGAAACCUUAGCCUGGGAUGUUUGAUCAAUGAUUCCUGCUUCAUAUCCAUCAAACUAUCAUUCAGAUAUGAACUUACCCUAACAAGCAGGAAACAGGCAAAUGCUCCAUUUGAAGAACCAAGAUCACAUGGAUGAAAAAACACACACAAAUUGCUGCUGUUUCACAGUGAUUUUUCUACUCCCCUAAGUGAUGUUAUCACAUCAUAUAGAUAAAAUCAGAAUCAGAGAUGAGGAUUCUGGAAAGCUUCAAUAGAAGAGACAUGUUGAAGCAAGAAUGACAUGUUUGGAGCACAUGUUCAGACACAUACUCAUAUCUUAAUAUAUAAAAAACUGGUACUGUUAAAUAAGGGCCUUUUUAAAAGAUCUUUACUUUCAGUUACUUCAACCAUUUUAUUAAAAUGUGUUCCCAAAUUACACAUUCAUUUAGGUUGUUUUCAAACAUAUAGAGUAGAUAAAUUUAGUGGGCUAAUUUGUCUUAAUUCAUUGUUUUCAACCAUGGCAACUAUAAGCUGUGUGGAUUUCAACUCCCAGAAUUUUCCACUCAGCAAUAGGAAAUUCUGGGAGUUGAAGUCCCCACAGCUUAAAGUUGUUAAGAUUGAGAAAUGCUUCCCUAAUAUAUUUACGGUGAGGCAGCCCUGAGAUGUUGUGAAUGAAUGUGUUGGCCUAUUCUCAGGUUCAUGCUUCUGCUUUGAUCUUGCUCUAAAGUAACACAAGAGCAAUGAGUAAAAUGCAGGCAUUUGUGGGAAUUAGGAAAGACUGCCUUUGUGAGGAACUACACAGAUGCGGUUGAAGAAAUCAUAUACAUCUUGUUUGCUUCAUGGAUUGUUUACAGAUUGGCUAUAUAAUUCCUUACUAUUUUUACAGUUUUUCAAUUUUAUAAUACCCAUUUUCUUUCAAUAUUAUGCUUGGAUUGAUUUACAUUUACUGGUGGUAGGAUCAGGAUAUUUUAAAAUAUAUUUAAUACAUACACAAUUUCUGCUUUUCAAACACUAGCAAUCACUUUUAUUUUUAUUCUUAAUGUAUUUUGCAACCUGCCCAAACAAGCUGCAACAUUUUGCAGAGGUUAUAAUUCUCUCAGAAACAAAAAAUGCAUCUUUAAGAAGUAUCUUUUUAUAUAAAAUUGUAAAUAAAAGGUAAGACACGUUAUAGACUCUGGAGUUAUUUAAUGAAGCAUUCAGUAUACUUGAGUCUAAAAAAGACUGUAAAGAAAAUUGUUUAAAGUAAAAAAUUAAUACAAAUAAAGGGAAAUAACAUUAUUCUUAGUAACCUACAAUUUUAGAUAUUCUCAGAAUCACUCUUGACAAUAGUCAUGUUCACUUGUUCAAUUUUGAUUUGCAACCAACUCAAGAUAGCUACUGCCGCUGAAUCGUUUCUUUUAUAACUAGGCAAGAUUUCAGGAAGUUUUGAACCAGCAACCAUAGAAACACAAAACAACAGACCUUUCUUGCAGAGAUUGUAAAUUCCACAGUAUUACCAAAAAAAGUGAUACUGUGCUUGGUUUCUAUAAAGAUUAGUGCCAAUACUUAGCAUGUAAAUUUCCUCUAAUCCAUUUUACCAAAAUAGCAUGUGUGAAAUUGUACCUUGUCUUCUUUAUAUUUCUACUUCCUUUGUUCUCAGGUUUAUUCAGUUUAUUUACAUAAAAAUAUCUUGCAGCAUUGAAAGAUAAGUACAUUUAUUACAGUUUAGGAUUUUGAAUCAGAUUGUCACUUCAUUCAACUUUCAUUAGGCACCACAAGAUGUUUAAUCUGUUGCUUAAAAGCAAUAAAUAUGGCUGAUCUCUGGAAACUGAUCCACACAAUUUCCAAAGGAUGUGGCAUUUAAAGAUUUCCUGCAUAGAUACUGUAGAACUAAAUAUCUCUUUAUGUAAAAGAGAACUGCAUGUCUCCAACAUUCAGAGAUAUAUCCUGUAUGGAGCUUUUUUGGAAAUUAUGCAACUUUUUGAAAGAAAAAAAUGCAUAUUAAUUUGCUGAAUCUGUUGUAUCAGAUGUGUGUCUUUUUGUUAAAUACCGCUAUUUAACAUAAAAAUGGAUAUAUAAGCCUACAAUAUUAAAGUAGUUGUAUGAAUAUUAAUUCCCAUUUAAAAGUUGAAUGGGAAUGAAUUAUCAUUAUCAGAAUAAUCAGCCAUAUAAACUGAGGGCCUAGUGACCAUGGAAGCAUGAUCUUUAAUUUAUUAGAUUAGUUUUAAGCUGAAUUAAGUCUUCAUCUUAACAGCUGUCACACAGACAUAAUUCCAUGGUCUUUUUGGUGGUUGUUCCAUAUUUGUUGGAAUUGGCCAGUUUGCCUCAAGGACUGAGUGGCAAAUGAAUGUACAUAUAUAUGGGGAUACCACAUUUUUGAUGGUGUAGUACAAAGUGAAAAUUCCUGCACUGGUGAAAAUAAUGCUCAUAAGUAGAUUGGGGGGGGGGGGAGAGGACUGCUCAUAUAUUUAGCAUUUAGGAAAUUUACUUCCCAAAGCUUUUCAUAGAAGUUCUGCAUAUAAUGUAUGUCCUAAGGUGUUGGCUUACAUUUCAAUAUGCUGUUUCACAUGAACAUUUCAUUGCUGCUGGGUUAAAAAAAUGCUUGGGUGGUGGGCUACAUUUGAAAUAAUCAUCUACUACUAAGCUUUCAGGAUACAUGUAUACUAAUACAAAUGGAUAAUUCUGUGGAUAAACUCUGGAUCCCAUCAAUCUUCCUCUUGUGAGAAAUUAUUUUCACCAAAGCCAUCUGUAUGAGGAACAUCUUAUUUUAAAAUAUAUAGCGGAAAGUAUUUGUGAACUCAUCUUCCAGAAUAAAUACAGUCUCCUAUGGUGCAAUAUGGCGAUAGGCAUCUUAUUCCUUUCAGCAUAAAAGACUGUGCCUUUACAAAUUUACCUUCCAUGAAAAGUCUGGACAAACGCUUCUGACAAUAGCAAGCGUGGUACAUUUUCUUAAAACUGUAUGGUGCUGUACAAAAUUCUUACAAAUAUUUCAUUGUAUGUGUCUCUGAUAGCUUGUUUGUACUGGGUUUUUUGUUUUUGUUUUUUUUAAAGGGAGAGCUUUUUUCUACUAAAUUAUCUAUGUUGCUUAAGUUUGGGAUGCUUUAUUUCAAGCAAUGCUUUAGUGGACUACAAAGAGAUAGAUAACCACAGACAUGCUUAGGAAGUGUUAAAAAUGGGUGAGUUUUUCUAAAGCACAGAGAAUUACCCAUGAAAAGAGGAGAGAGGAGGUAUUCCUGGUAGGAUCUAAGAAGGUAGUUGUAAGCAGCUAAUGGCAGUAGUAAGAAGCAAAGGAAGUCAAUAGUAUUGCAGAUAUACAUUUGCUGGCGUUGUGUUAUAUAUGUGAUGUGUGUUCUACUUGUAUCUUUUGUUUUUGAUAUAUAUACACGUUUGUUUUUCUUAACAAAAGAAAAAAUAUUUGAUUUGAUGUUUUGUACUUUCUGCCUUGUACCUGGUUUCUGUCAAUCUAUUUCUGCAAAAGGAUAUUAAAGCCGAAAGGUAAUGGAUGUCA
Thamnophis elegans (Western terrestrial garter snake) is the source of this 5411-nucleotide messenger RNA. It is a transcript of the gene PAG1, whose product is annotated as phosphoprotein membrane anchor with glycosphingolipid microdomains 1. The coding region runs from base 518 to 1798 and encodes 426 amino acids. Gene Ontology annotation, cellular component: membrane raft; plasma membrane. The transcript is spliced from 7 exons. The record is from RefSeq and is a predicted model, not a curated record. Lineage: Eukaryota; Metazoa; Chordata; Lepidosauria; Squamata; Natricidae. Gene Ontology annotation, biological process: negative regulation of T cell activation; intracellular signal transduction.